AUGGGUUGCUGCCAUGGCUGGGAGUUUGGGACUUUCCCCCCUUCCAAGACCUUGGAAGAAGGGUUUGUCGUACUUAAUCAUCGUCGCUUUCCCUGCUUUUCCCCGAUUUCUCAAGCGUCAGCCUCCCCUUCGCUGCUUCUUUUUCCUUCCCAUCCUUCGUCAUUCGUUUCUGUUCUGUUGGUCUAUUCCUUCGUUCGCUCGUUCUGAGAAAUCUCGCUUCAUUCGGUGCUAGACAUCGUCCUAUAAUUGUGUUGCAUUUGAGUAUCAUUUAUAGAAAGUGAAGGCAGAAAAAGGAAAGGAGAAAAAGCGAAAGUCGAACUCGGAAAGAAAAGAUGAUGCCCACUUACACUCGUCUGCUCGCCACCGCGUGCGCGUUGGCUACUACUGCCAAUGCUGUCACCCCCCUUGUCGUCAAGGGCACCGACUUUGUCAACAGCAAGACAGGUGAUCGCUUCCAGAUCCUUGGUGUCGACUACCAGCCCGGUGGCUCCUCUGGCUUCAGCAAGACUGAGGACCCUCUCAGUCAGCCUGACGCCUGUCUUCGUGAUGCCGCCCUCAUGCAGAGCCUUGGUGUCAACACGAUCCGUGUCUACAACCUGUCGCCCUCCGUCGACCACAGCAAGUGUGCCUCCAUCUUUAACGGUGCCGGUAUUUACAUGAUCCUGGAUGUGAACUCCCCACUUUACGGUGGCUCUCUUGACCGUACCAAUCCAUCCGGCACCUACAACGCCGACUACUUCGAGCAGGUCUUUGGUGUCAUCGAGGCCUUCAAGAACUUCCCCAACACUUUGGCCUUCUUCUCCGGCAACGAGGUCAUCAACGAGGACAGUGUCUAUGCGGCUCCGGCCUAUAUUCGCGCUGUCACGCGUGACAUGAAGGAUUAUAUCGCUAAGAACGCCAACCGUAGCAUUCCCGUCGGUUAUUCUGCUGCGGACGUGCGCCCCAUUCUUCUCGACACCCUCAACUACUUCAGCUGCAACCUUGAGAACUCCACCAGCUCCCGCGCUGAUAUGUUUGGUCUCAACUCCUACUCCUGGUGCGGCGAUUCCUCUUUCAAGACUAGCGGCUACGAUGUGCUUGUUGAUGACUUCUCCAACUCUUCUUUGCCCGUUUUCUUCUCUGAAUAUGGUUGUAACCUCGUCACGCCUCGCAAAUUCUCCGAGGUGGGCACAAUCUAUGGCAAAGAGAUGUCUGCCGUCUUCUCUGGUGGUUUGGUCUACGAGUGGACCCAGGAGGAAAACAACUACGGUCUUGUCUCCGUCAACAGCAGCGACACUGCCACCCUCCUAGUCGACUACGACAACCUGAAGAUCCAAUACUCUAAGCUGGAUAUGAGCAGCAUUGAGUCCUCCAACGCCACUCAGACCUCCCGAGAGCCCGCUGCCUGCGAGUCCUCCCUGAUCACCAACGGCACUUUCCUCAACUCCUGGGACCUGCCUACCCGCCCUACUAAGGUCAAUGAUUGGAUCAGCAACGGCUACACCAACGCCACAGUUGGCAAGCUUGUCACUGUUUCGUCCACGGCUAUUCCCCAGACCAUCUACGACUCGAACGGCAACAAGCUCUCGAGCAUCAAGUACUCGGUCCUUGCCAAUGAUCAGUCGAACGUCCCUAAUAACGAGACCUCCACCAGCACCAGCAGCAACUCGUCCAGCUCCAGCUCUUCCAGCUCCUCCAGCUCCUCUAGCAGCUCUAGCACGUCUGACUCUCACGAAAACGUUGACACAAACGGUGCCACCGCCGCUGCUCAGAUGUCCGCCUCUGUCCUCUGUCUUCUGAGUGGAGUCACCCUGUUCGCCGCUUUCUUGCUGUGAACACCCUUAUACACCAUAUAGAUAUUAGAUAUAUUCUUCUCUUCAACUAGUUGCGCUGAUGCUUUGAUGCAUCAGCUCGCUCGUCAUUUGCUUGAUAUGAUAGUUUCACUUCGGUUGCGACAUUACUUGUUCCCGGUGAACGUGCUUUCAUGCGCAGGACUUACCCUGACCCCGGAUGGUCGGUGGUGUGGAGACGAAUUCAUGUACAGAAUAUGGCAGUCUCGUCAUUCCAUCCCAAUUGAAGCCCCGGGGGGCCGUGGGCCUGGCGUGGGGAGACACGGGAAUAUGAGGUCUUUUGCUUGCUUGCUUGUGCGCGCUUGCUUUAUGCUACGGGUCUAUCGUCUAAUCCAUUUGCUGC
Molecule: messenger RNA, 2172 nt
Organism: Aspergillus homomorphus CBS 101889
Lineage: Eukaryota; Fungi; Ascomycota; Eurotiomycetes; Eurotiales; Aspergillaceae
Gene: gel2
Product: 1,3-beta-glucanosyltransferase gel2
Exons: 4
Coding region: 333-1814 (493 amino acids)
Biological process (GO): fungal-type cell wall (1->3)-beta-D-glucan biosynthetic process
Cellular component (GO): cytoplasm; fungal-type cell wall
Molecular function (GO): 1,3-beta-glucanosyltransferase activity
Source: RefSeq, a predicted model, not a curated record